UUUUAAAAGUACGAAACGUCAAACAACUGUCAUAAUUGUCAUAUACGCUGUCAACAAACUAGUGAGUCGGGAUUGUUGUAAAAUUAGUAAAAAUAUCCGAUUCAUACAGUGUUUUUAUCCAAAUUUUAACUGGCUUCUCUUUGUCUUAAAAAUGACGGAAAUAUGGAGUUUAGAUGCACUUUGUCGAUGUUGUCAUGCAGACGGUGAUUUCAAAGAUUUACGAUCAGUAUAUGUUUUCGAUAAUGGGCCUGAAAAUUAUCUUAACAUGUUACUUGAGACCUUGGGAGUCGCAAUUAAGCCUCCGUCCGUCAAUGCAAGCUACUCCAUCUGCGACUCAUGCAUCCUGCAGCUUCGCAAUGCUACCCACUUUAAGACAAAAGUACUGGAAUGCGAGACAAAGUUUGAAGAAUAUUGUAAAAAUGAGUUGUCACAAACAAACUAUGAUAUAAAGACUGAACCAGAAUAUUUAGAUGACUUUGAUAACAAUGAAUUUGGUGAUGAUAUUGAAGUCAAAGACGUUAGUAAAAAUCCAGAAUUCGCCGCAACUAUCAAGAAGCCAGUCAAAAAUAUUAAGAAAGAAAAAGAUACUGAUCACAAUCACUUAGAAUUGACAAUAGACGUGAAACCAAAGAUAGAGGUCAAGCCGAGGAAGAGAAACAAGCCCGUUAAAGGCAAAUCAUCAAAAUCCAAGGCCAAAGUCAAAGAAGAAGAAUCCUUAGUAGUUACCGUGAAAACGGAAGCAGGAGAGCUUUACUCUUGCAAAAACUGUGGCGCCAACUACCAGAACCUGGACCAACUCAACCAACAUAUUAACAUAGAUCAUUUAAAAGGAUACAAAUGUAUGUACUGUCCGGAAUAUUUUAAAAACGAAAAUAGGUACAAAGUUCAUAACCGCUUGCAACACAACGACUUAAAACCAUUCCCCUGCGAGCACUGCGGCAGAAAACUCGGAUCUAAAACGUCACUACUAGAGCACAUCAACUCCGUUCACACCAAAGAAAUCUACUACCAAUGUGAUAAAUGUAUGAAAAAAUUCCACAACAAACAAGUGCUAAAGAUACAUUUGAUGAAACAUGACGGUACCUUUAGAAAAUUAAUUUGCGAGCAAUGUGGGGUAGGUUGCAAUGAUAAGACAAACUUGAGAUAUCAUGUUCUGACAGUUCAUGAAAAGAUAAGGUUAUUCAACUGUCAAGAAUGCGACAAAAAAUUCUCCGCCAUGAAACAUUUGAAGAUACAUAAGAGGUCACACACUGGGGAGAGACCAUUCGAGUGCGAUAUAUGCAAUAAUGCUUUCAUUUCAAGAGAUGCAUUAACUGUACACAAAAGACAGCACGCGAAUAGUGGUUAUAAAUGUAAGACAUGUGCCAAAGUAUUCCCUACUAGAGGUCUCUAUGCUUCUCAUUAUAGAAAACAUGUAGGUACUAAGCCAUUUAAAUGCCAUUUAUGCAAUAAGGAAUUUGCUGGAAAAUACUCCUUAAACCGUCAUGUUUUUGAGCAUACCGGCGCCCGCCCACAUAUAUGUCCAAUUUGUGGUAAAGAUUUCAAACAAAAAAUACAGCUAGUUAGACAUAAUAAGCGCUUUCACGAUCCUCAUAAGGUGGCAGUUAUUAAAGAAAAGUGUGAAUUAUGUAAAAGAACUGUACCUAAUAUAGAGAAACAUAUGUUAGCGCAUACUAAUAAGCCAUACCCUUGCCAUUUGUGUGAAAAGAGAUACCCAGAGCAGAAUGCCUUAAAUAGACAUUUGCAGAGGCAUACCGGGAUCAAACCACACCAAUGCCAAAUGUGUGAUAAAGGAUACAUUCAGUUGAAAAGUCUUAGGGGACAUAUUAUGAAAGUGCAUAAAUUACCUUUGAAAACUGAGCAGGAAGAUCAUUUCGAUAGUGUUGUUAAUACUUAUACCAUUCAGAAUUUGAAAAGGAAGGCAGCUUAUCCUUGAAUUGGUAUUUGAGUUUGUUAAAGGAGAAAAUACACUAAUAUUUUAGUUAUAUUUUUCAUACUUAUAAGAUAGACAAAUGAUAGUUGACCGCCUAUCUGUUUAUUUCGCUUAUUUAUUUAUGUACAAGGGGGUUAAUCCAACUUCACAUUCUUCUAGGCGCCUUGCAGGCUAUCUAGAUCAGCAUUCAAAAUAACUGCCAUUUUAAGAAAAUAUUAUUUGUGGCCAUAUUUUUAAUCUUGACCUUACGUACACGAUUUUCAACUUUAUCUUAGUGGAAUAUGGUAUAUUAUUUAUUGCAAGUAAACUAAUGUGUUAAAUCACUACUCUAGUGGUAUAAGUUUUUGUCAUUUUUACAGAAAAGGUUCCUUAGAGCGACUUGUCAGUACCGAUUCGUCCGUUAGGUCCCUUCCCUUUUCUUGACAAUGUAUCCUAUAAGAUACAUAAUUUUACACCCACUUUUUGUACUUUUUUCUAAAACCUUUUUUUUACUUUAUCAUGCGCAAUGAUAAAGUCAAAAAUUAGUCUUAAACACACGACUUUUUUUAUUUGCCAAUAAAAGGGUAAAACGGAACAGCACAUUUCUCAACUUAAUAGAUCACUGUGAAAAGGUUUAUUUUUUAUUUUGUUAUUAUAUUUUUUUGUAUAAUACUGAAUCGUUGUUUUUUUUUAUAUUAUUGAUACAAAAAUUUUAUGUGUAUAGGUAAUUAUUUAAAGACUGCAGUAAAAGUGAUUGUGAUUUGAUAA
Cydia pomonella (codling moth) is the source of this 2680-nucleotide messenger RNA. RefSeq names its product zinc finger protein 184-like. Gene Ontology annotation, biological process: regulation of transcription by RNA polymerase II. The coding region runs from base 152 to 1936 and encodes 594 amino acids. Gene Ontology annotation, molecular function: DNA-binding transcription factor activity, RNA polymerase II-specific; RNA polymerase II transcription regulatory region sequence-specific DNA binding; zinc ion binding. Lineage: Eukaryota; Metazoa; Arthropoda; Insecta; Lepidoptera; Tortricidae. The record is from RefSeq and is a predicted model, not a curated record. The transcript has 8 exons. Gene Ontology annotation, cellular component: nucleus.